This is a messenger RNA of Mytilus trossulus (common blue mussel), 1580 nucleotides long. Its product is annotated as polycomb group RING finger protein 3-like. Gene Ontology annotation, biological process: regulation of transcription by RNA polymerase II. Gene Ontology annotation, cellular component: PRC1 complex. The coding region runs from base 190 to 870 and encodes 226 amino acids. The record is from RefSeq and is a predicted model, not a curated record. The transcript has 8 exons. NCBI's taxonomy places the organism in Eukaryota, Metazoa, Mollusca, Bivalvia, Mytilida, Mytilidae.
GUAAUUGGGACUGGUUCCGGAAAUAGAACCAGUUCACAACAAUAGACAAAGCACUGAUGAUUUUUCUACUCUCUUAUACUUCUGGAGAAACACACUUACAAACACAUUGAUUUCCAUACAAACAGAAAAACCCUUAAACAAACGAUAAAAGAAUCAUGCUAUUAUGAGAACAUUCACCAAAAUACCAAAAUGAUGGAAAAAAGAGUAAAACUGAAAACUGUCAAUACUCAUAUAACAUGUACCUUGUGUCGGGGAUAUCUUAUUGAAGCAACAACUAUAACAGAAUGUUUACAUACAUUCUGCAAGACAUGUCUGGUGAAGUAUUUACAUGAACACAACAAAUGUCCUAAGUGUGGAAUUCUGAUACACCAAAGUCAUCCAUUAAAUUAUAUCAGUCAUGACCGUACCAUGCAAGAUAUUGUGUACAAGCUGGUACCCAAGUUACAAGAAAAAGAAGCAAAACGUAAAGAAAAGUUUUAUAAAGCAAGAGGAAUAAAACCAGAACCAACAGAAGAACCUCUAUUAAAUGAAACAGAAAUUAAAAAAGAACCAGUAGAAAAAGAAGAAAACAAUGACUAUCAUAGAAAUGAUGAACAAGUGAAUGUAUGUUUAGAAGGACAGGAUCUAGAUAUGAAAUGUCUACGCAGGAAAUUCUUACGAUUAUCUUCACAAGCAACAGUUAGCCAUCUAAAGAAAUUCAUUGCACUCAAAUUAUUUGAUGAUAUUAAGAGAUUUACAGAUAUCGAGAUUUUGUGUAAUGAUGAACUGUUAGGGAAAUAUCAUACACUUAAAUUUGUAGCAAUAACAAGAAAAAGACAAAAGGAUGGACCACUAGUUCUACAUUACAGACCAAAAACUAUUGAAUACUGAUGAGAAGACUUCCAAGUGGUUUAUUUCCUGUUCUUUAUAGACAAAUACAUAUGCAUGAAGAACCUGAAGGACAUUAUUAGACUCCAAAGCAUUCAUUGCUGUGUAAAAUAAAACUUCAGUUUAAUAUUCAUUUUGAAUAAGGUGACUUUGAAUCAAAUGUAUUUUACUAAAGGAUUGCAGAUAACUAAAGUCAUUUUGACAAUACAUUGAUUGACAAUUUCAGUCAAGCAUAUAAGUGAUAUAAGUUUGCUUUCUUGGAGUUUUCACAUGUUUAAAUAUACUUCCUCUUAUUUAUUGUUUUGUAUUUAUGCAAUAUAUAUUUAUUGAAUUAAUGUUUUUUUAUGAUAUUUUCUUUUUGCAAAAAACUGAUGUUUAUAAAUAGUUUAUAAUCUUUGGAUUAAGAUUUAUUUAUUUUGAACUAGCAGAAAAGUUGUGUAGUUUCAAGAGAAAUUUUAUUUGAUAUAAAUAAUAUUAUGCUAAUUACAGAACUUUUAUUUAGAAAAAAAAUAACAACUAUUUUUAUGAUCAGUCAAUCUCGGCUAUUACUGCAAAUUUUCAACUGAUCCACUAUGGCUGAAAGGAAUUUCUAAAACAAUGCAAAAUACAAACAAAUGUUAAAAUUAUGAGAAAAAACUUGGCUUGUGCAGUUCUAAAUGUCUAAUUUAAUGAAUGUUUUUUCUUUCCCCUGAUUAUAAAUGCUCUUCUGUAUU